UCGCAGUUUUGCGACUGACAGACCUUACUUUCCUGAAACCGUUCAUAGAUUGAGCGGUACUGCAGUUUCGAGUGCUAAAAAUAUCUAUUUAGUUAUACAAUGAAAAGAGUGCGGAAUGGUAUUAUUUCUAUCAACAGCUGUUAAUACGAACACGCUUUCAUUCGAACAGGUCAGAAAACUCUCUUUUCCAAACAUUUGCUAAAGUAAACUUUAUCCAGUGUGAAAGGAAUAUGAUUGCUUAGUGUAAUUCAGAUUCUUGAGUUCCUUCUGGAGUAUGGAAAGCCCAAAUUUAGUAAUUAUGGAUACAGAAUUGAAAAGCAAAAGCCAUGGGAGUAGAAAAAAUAUUAAAAUUGGUUCAGAGGAUAAUAUUUCAAAUCAACAUCUCACAUUUUUAAAAUUCAUAUCAACUUUGCUGAUGAAUUCCUCCAUUUUACCAGUUUCCCGAAUAACUCACCGCCAAUCAAAACCCAGGAAAAUGUUUUGGAUGGUGACUUUGAUUGUCUGCAUCUUCAGUUGCUGCUAUGAAGCUUACAAAUUCUUUAAUGUAUAUCUACAGUACCCAGUGAUAAUUAGCGUCGAUGUACAAAAUAACACAAGUAUCGAUUUUCCGGCUGUAACAAUUUGUAAUUUGAAUCGAAUGAAAAGUUACCAUAAGGAUUGCGUAUUGGAAAAUCGUACCUGGAAAGAAUGCAGACAGAUUGCAUCCGUAACACGUACAUAUUUCACAUUGGUAUUAUCAGAAAGAGUAAAAUACAUGCUCAAUGUUCCAAAUGAAAAAGAGAAAAGUUACAUAAAUCAAGCAAAAACUUUCAUGAAUCAUUAUACAAACACUGAUGCCGACAGUCGAAGAUGUUAUGGUUAUAUGCUUAACGAACUCAUUCAGAAGUGUUCUUUCAAUUCUGUUCCGUGUAAAGAAAGUGAUUUCACGUUCUUCCAAAGUAUGCAGUACGGCAAUUGCUACACUUUUAACAAAGCGAGCAGAAGCAAUACUCCAUUGCGAAAUGUCUCUAAAGUAGGAUCAAAUAAUGGCCUAGAAUUAGAAUUAGACUUGAAUGUUUAUUCAUAUCUAGAUCUUACGCAGUCAGUAGGAGCACGAGUUGUGAUUCAUAGUCCAGACGAAGAUCCCAAUCCCGAAGAUGAUGGAAUAAACAUCAGUCCCGGAUUUGAAACCCAUAUAUCUAUGAUUAAGACUUCAGUGCAGAGACUUCCUGCUCCGUACAGAGACAAGUGCUUCAAUUAUAAAAAAGACAAUAGCGUCAAAAUGAGAGUAAGAAGUCAGUUAGAUUGCGUACGGCAAUGCAUACAGAACUUGAGUGCACUACUGUGUUCUUGCGUCGAUCCAUUCUUGCCUGCAUCUGUUACUUCCACACGAUGUGAUCUGAAGAAUGCAACGCAAAUGUUAUGUUUGGAUGAUGUCUUAUCUGCCAUUUCAAAUCAUCAAUUUUCUUGCGAUUGUCCCUUGCCAUGUAUUACGACAACCUACUCUUUAGAAACAUAUUCAUCUCUCUUGUUACCAGAUGCUUAUUCGUCAUUUCUCCCUCAGUUUGCGGCAGAUAAGCAGCAAAAAUGUAUUUAUGAUGAAAUUUUGUUUUUAAAUGAAUCGCUGAUGGUUGAUGAAAUUUAUCUGACAAAUUUCACUAAUCGCAGCUGGAUUUGGCAGGAUAACAAUACGGACUUUUACACCAGCUUUAAUGUUCCCGAUUUUUCGUCUUAUAAUUGGACAAAAUCUGAUGGCAGCAAUGUAUCAAGUAUGGAUUUUGAUAACUGGACAAUACCCGUUGUUAAUUCUGAUGAGAGAUAUUAUAUAAAUACAUCAGAUACGAAGCAGACUUCUGAAACUUUUGAAGACACUCGCACCAAAUCUAGAGUAAAGCUGCAAGUCUUUUAUAGAAGUUUGGAUCACACUGUGACAACUCAAGCAGCUAUGUUUGCCGAAAGCGAGAUUUUUGCUCACCUUGGGGGGCAUCUCGGAUUGUGGUUAGGAAUUUCUCUUCUAGCACUUUUCGAAUGUGCAGAAAAUUUGUUUUUAAUUUUGAUGUUUUUCGCAAAAAGACGAAAGAAUAAUGAGUGUUAUGCAGGGCAAGAAAUUUGUGUAAAGUGAAUUAAAUAGUAACUUUAAAAUGACAGUUUUCCUUCAAUAACUAGGAUUCAUUCGAGAUUGUUAACUUCAUUCCUAUGUACUAUAAGUCCUUGAUGCAUUUUUUAAAGCAAGAAGUUCUUAAAAAUUAAUAUUAUAAAAUAAGAAAUGAAAAAUUUGUACUUGGUUAGAGCCCUUUUGUGUUUCAGAUUUAUCUAUUAGCAAAGUAUCAUGAAUCUCAGUUUCUUCGUGAGUUUUGUAUUCAAAGUAUAACAGUAAUGUGGUAAUGUGGAUUUCAAUUUUGCUAUCGGAUAUGUUAUCUAAACUUAAGAUUUUACUUCUGUAUAUUAUAUUUUGAACAGAGUUCUGUAUAGACUAGAAGAGAAACACGCUAAUGUGACAAUCAAAAUCGUAAAAACAACCUUGUAUUUAGCGUAAGU
This is a messenger RNA of Stegodyphus dumicola, 2517 nucleotides long. Its product is annotated as degenerin-like protein asic-2. Gene Ontology annotation, molecular function: ligand-gated sodium channel activity. The record is from RefSeq and is a predicted model, not a curated record. Gene Ontology annotation, cellular component: plasma membrane. Gene Ontology annotation, biological process: sodium ion transmembrane transport. NCBI's taxonomy places the organism in Eukaryota, Metazoa, Arthropoda, Arachnida, Araneae, Eresidae.